This is a messenger RNA of Penicillium paradoxum, 2073 nucleotides long. RefSeq lists its product as uncharacterized. The transcript has 3 exons. Lineage: Eukaryota; Fungi; Ascomycota; Eurotiomycetes; Eurotiales; Aspergillaceae. The record is from RefSeq and is a predicted model, not a curated record. Bases 1 to 2073 code for a protein of 690 amino acids.
AUGCGGCGUUUCAGAACUGUAUUCCGGUCCAAAUCAGACACCCCCAAUCUUGCUUCGUCUCGUUCUAUAUGGCCACGGAGGCAUCGUUCGUCUGAGGGAGAUCCAGUGAAGCCCCAGGCAGGAGCCACUUCACAGGAGGUCACAGAUGAUGAGCAGCGUCCAGCUACAUCGGAAUCUGGCGGGACUCGAGUAAAGCCUACUUCUUCGGCUGCAGUAGCAUCCCCCGAUAACAAUGCCGGCAAAGGCGAGUCCAAUGCUCAGCCUGCCGAAGAGACUGUUGACCUGUCCCGAUCCAAAAAUGGCACCAAACGAUUGAAGAAAAUGGUGGCUCGUUUUCGUGGCAGCUCAUCCCAGGAUGAUGAGCCCAUCGCGGAACCACAGGGUCAAACCGAGCAGCGUGAUACCCGCAAAGGAAGACCGACUGCCAAACCAUUGAGCUCCAACCCUUUCGAACCUGAAGCCGCGACAGGUUCUAACACAGCUGGCAAGUCUGUCAGGUUCAAUGACCCGAAAGAGAGGCGGAAGACCAGCGGUCAGACGACUCAUUCCCAGGACUCCAGCCAGACCGAGGAUACUGUCUGCCGAGAUAGUUCUCAACAUAUUUCGAUGCCGAUUCCAGAACCCUGGGAUGAGUGGGGUUGGCCAGGACUGAUGCUGUAUGGGCCCGAAGAACGCCGCCGUGUCCCAGAGGGUUCGGAUCCGUUCUCAGAUGGAAAAGCCACCGACAUCCAAUCAACAAGGCCUGGGUCUUCAAGACACAGUGCAGGCACGAGCCGAGAUGAGUCGAGAACUUCUGAAGGGACGCUAGAGCCCAUUCCCGAGAUUGAUGUCGAUGCAAUCGAGCCGGUCAUUGAACCAAUCCAAAGCCAGACUUCGAACGACCAGAAAACAGACUCAACCAGCAGUCAAAAAAGUCGAGUAAGUUGGAGCAGCACACUUGAUGCGCCCAAGGCUAUCAUGGCUUUCAAUCGGAUGGCAGUUCAAUUUGGUAUUCAAAUUUCCAUUCCAGUCGAGGAUGCUGCAGUUAGCCCACCAGCAAGCAGUCCAGCCCCAGAGGAGGAAGAUACAAGUCGUCGCGGGUUUAAAUUUUUGGGCAAAGUUCGCAAGGUGCGAUCAUCCAAUUUGGCAACCGAUACAGCACCUUUGGCACCAACUCCUAAGUUGCGACGGAUAAAGACGUUCGCGAAUCUUCACCGUCCUGGUUCUAGUGCAAUGACUUCAUUGCAAGGACGAUCGGUCGAGACUUUGGCUCGUCUUGGAGGACAUGGCUAUCUCAUGCUUGUGGAUCUAGCUCCUUGUCCAGUGCAGCUGCCUGCGUGUAUUGUAGCGACACUAAUGUUUCUGCACAAAUAUGGUCUGAACACUCCCGAUUUAUUCUUACAGCCUGGGGACCUGAGAGCGGCUGUUCGCAUGUACGACCAUUUUGCUGACCAGGUACUUACAGCGGAGAAAGAUGAGGCCAAAAUUGCCUUCACUAUGCGUGUGGUUGCGAUGCCUACACUCAGUGAGGACGCAGCACCGGUACUAAGUGUGGCCUGGGCAUUGAAAGCAUUGUUGGCGGGCCUUCCAAACGGGAUCCUCGGGAGUGUCCGGCUCUACCAGAUCUUCAGGGCCAUGUACUUCCACUCGAUUCCCAAUCAAUCGCAUCUGCUCCGUGUGCCGGAUUGUAUCUCGGAGGCAAGCCCAACCACUGCAGCGCGGGUGCAGCUUAUCUGCCUGGCGCUUAUUGCAUUGGCAACUGAGAUGCAGCGCGAUCUUAUCUGUGCAGUAUUCGGCCUGCUUUCCUUACUGGUGCAUGAGUCCGAGGGCCAGGUCGAGGGCCAGGUCCAGGGCCAGGAAUCCGGGAUGGAGCUCCGUGAGCCACUGUCGAACCCGAACUUCCAUGAUUUGGCUCGGGCGUUUGGACCGCUCCUCCUCGGGUCCAGGGGGCAAGAGAACCAAGAUGGGACGGGCAAAGUGGAGCAGGAGAUCAAUGAUCAACGCGUGGCGGGGCUGUUACUCAACAACUGGCAUUUUGUGCACCGACAGCUGCGACACUGGACAAGUGGACGAUACGUACUGAGCAAGGAGUAG